CGUCGGUCCGCCAGUCGCCGAGUGAAUCUCGACGGAGGCGGACGUGGUUUUUGGGUUCGGUACGUUGAACUGUUUUUCGCGAGCUCAGUGCUAUAGAUCCAUCGGUAGAGAUAUAAAUGUCGCUAGUAGUGGAGAAGGGGACUGUGUUACAAUUUCGCGUUAUUAUUGGCACUGUGUUUUUGUGGACGACUUCAGGAUGUAAAGGAAGCCGUCACACCAACAUCAGCAAAACUAUUGCAUUGCAGCUCAGCUACCUCUGAAUAAGUACAAAAAACGAAACAAUUGUGUCUUGAAGCUGAAGAAAAAGUGAAAACCGGACAAGUGCUAAAAUAAAAUUUCAUCUCCUCAAGAUUGUUUUGUUUGUGAACGAAGAAGAUUGACACAGCGCUUUUUUAUCGUAAAAACUUCGUGGACAGAAGAAGCAGACAGUGAACAACCCAGCUCAGUGAGUUUCAACUGAAAAUUGCAGCGUGUGAUCGAGCGUGACAAGUGGACCACGUGUUGAUUGUCACUCUUCAUGAACUAACUGGCGCGUCCCCUCGGAGAACAGUGAGAUGUGGACAUUGUUCAGCAAUUUGUCCAAUUCAGUUGCUCAGUUUGGAUUAAGUGACUCGUCGUAACGACACAACAAGUGUGUGCUCUCUUUGAAUCUCAAUUUUUUUAACGAAAACCAAGUGAACCCCGACAAUGCCACCCACCGAAGCCACAGUUCCGCUGGCGGAACCGGCCAAGAAUCCCCAGAUUGUCGCAGCUGGGAACGGCGCAACCCAGAAGAACGGUGUCAACGGUGACUAUCGCAGGAAAUCAUCGACCGUGCCGGCGGGCGAAGAACUUGGCGCGUCGGAGGGCGAAUCCGCUGGCAAUGUGGCGCAACUGAGCUGGCUCGGAAGGCUUUCGUACAACGUGUCGAUUGCGAUUGGACAGUUUUUCUACAGAUUGGGCGUCCACAUCGCCAACAACCCAUGGCGCACGAUUGCGCUCAGCUGGCUCGUUGUGGGCCUGUGCGGGCUAGGCUUCUUCCGCUUCCACCAGGAGAAGAGCCCCAUGAAGCUGUGGGUGCCGCAGAACUCCAAGUUCCUGCACGACACCAACUGGAUGAUCGAACACUUCAAGGAGGGUAACCGCGUGGAGACGGUAAUGCUGACGGGUUCGGACGUCCUGCGGCCCGAGGUGCUGCAACGGUUGGCCAACAUCACUGAGGACAUCGUGUCGGUCGCCGUGACCAACAGCAGGGGUGCGACGGUCAGCUGGAAGGAGGUUUGCUUCAAAGUGCCUUUGAUCGCGGAAUAUACGGCAAAGAGUCGGCGAAGACGUGAGGAAACGGUUGCUCCAACAAAACGCACCAAGAAGCCCAGACCUUUCAUGAACCCUAGCGUGGACCUUCCCAACUUUAUGUACUGCCCAAUCAUCAACAGACUACCAGUGGGUUGCAUGGAGCUCAGCAUACUGGAGCUGUGGAAGUACGAUCGCGAAGUGAUCGCCGGGUUGACCAAGGAAGACAUUCUGGAAAAGCUCAACAGCACCAAGAUCAGUCCGGUCACCGGGCACACGAUCGACUACUCGGACCUGCUGGGUGGCAUCGAGCGGGACGAGAGUGGGCGUAUUGUGGGGGCGGCCUCGCUGGUGUCUCACUGGAUGGUCCACGUCAACUACAGCGAGGUGGACGCCGAUGUGAGUGGAAAUGCUGCUGGUACUGAGGAUUGGGUCACGGAGGAUUCCAUGCUGUGGGAGGCGGCGUUCUUGGACAAGCUGCACGUGAUCAAGGGCGAGAAGGUCGAGGAAGGAUCGCUGUUGUACUACGCUGCGGGGCGCAGCUACGGAGAUAUCAGUGCGGACUCCAUGUUUAAGGACAUUGACAAGCUGGUGUUUGGAGGUGUGAUCAUGUUUGUCUACAUGCAGUUGGUGCUGUCCAAGUUCAGCUGGACGGAGUUUAGGAUAAUGUUGGGCUCGGUGGGUCUACUCAGCGUCGGCAUGGGCUUCGUGGCUGGAUGCGGCAUUGUGGCCCUCAUCGGGGUCUCGUACGGCCCUGUGCACACGUGUUUACCCUUUCUGCUGAUGGGUCUCGGCGUUGACGACAUUUUCGUGAUGAUGGCCUGCUACCGAAAGAUUCACGACACCCACUCGAAUCUACCGCUGGCCGAACGGAUGGGUCUUACGUUGAAGCAUGCUGGGGCGUCCAUUACGGUGACAUCGCUCACGGACAUUGUGGCCUUCGCGGUCGGAUCGAUUACGGUGCUGCCGUCGCUGCAGUCGUUUUGCAUCUACGCCGCGUUUGGAGUUUUAAUGAUGUACCUGUUUGUGAUAACGUUCUACGUGGCGGUUUUCACCCUGGACGAAAGGAGAAUCGCUGCGCGAAGAAACUCUUUCGUGCCGUGGGUGAUCCACGACGAAAAGUCUACCAGACUUUGGUGCCAGUACGACCUUAUGCACCGAGCGCUGAACACCGUCUACUCGAAGGUCAUCCUGACCAAGCUGGGCAAAACCGUCAUCAUUUUGACGGUGGUUAUCAUGACGGGUCUCAACAUUCAGAACUUGCUUAAUCUAAGGCAGAAGUUUGACCCGCACUGGUUCAUUCCAGAGGACACCUAUUACAGCAAGUUUGUCCUGAAAACGCGCCAGCAAUUCCCAAACAAUGGAUACGAAGCAAUGCUGCUCUUCGGUAGCUACAACUACACAGCCGAGUUGAAAGGUCUGCUUCACCUUACUCACGAGCUUGAAAAUCGCACCGACAUCCUGCACACCGUCAAUUCCUGGCCUGCGGCGUUCCAGGACUUUGUCCACACCUAUUACGAUAAGGACAUCGGCGAAGUUGUGCUGAGCGAAUCGAAAUUCCGCGACUAUCUGUCAAAGUUCCUGUUCAGCAAUGACGGUGGCCGCUACCAGAUGAACUUCAAGUUCGCCUCCAAGCUUACCUGCGGAGAACCGGUCCCGAACAUAACUGUUACUACCAUCGACUUCAAGUUCAAGCCGUUCUCGGAACGCGAGCAGUACAUUCCGGCCAAGUACGCCGUCGAGGAGAUCCUCUCGCAUCAUCAGUUCCAAUCCGGGGACCAGUACAAAACGCUGUGGGCCAAAAUCUUCGGCAACUGGGUCACGGACGAGAUCAUCGACACCGAAAUCUACCGCAACGUCGCGCUCGCCAUGGUCGGCGUCAUGUUCUGUUCGGCGGUCCUAAUCGUCAAUCCCCAAAUCUGCUUCUGGAUCUUCAUUUGCGUCCUGCUCACCAUCCUCAACGUCGGCGGUUUCAUGCAACAGUGGGGUCUUACCCUCGACCUCUGCUCAUGUAUCGCUCUCCAGCUUGCCGUAGGACUCUGCGUUGACUACGCGGCGCACAUUGGACACACCUUCCUAACGGUCAGCCAGGGAAACCGCAACAAGCGAACACUUGAAACCGUGCUCCACAUCGGCGCAGCCGUUCUGUACGGCGGUGGAUCCACAAUCCUAUCCCUCGCAGUCCUGUCCGGUUCCGAGGCGUACACCUACCGGACGUUCUUCAAAAUAUUCCUCCUGGUAAUUCUACUCGGCCUGUUCCACGGCCUCGUCCUACUCCCAGUGAUCCUCAGCCUGGUCGGUCCUCCCCCGUACAGCGGGUUCGUUGACGAUCCGCACAAACUGCCCAGUGACAUCGAGAAGGAAAUGCAACCCAUCACCGACGAUCAGAAGCGAAACAGUCGCGCGAACGGGAAGCUAGCCCAAAGCGAGGACGAGAAGACACCGAUCAACGAGCUAGCUUAAGCGCACAAACCACGCGUUAAGGGCGUUCCAUGACUUAAACUUCUAAGUGCUAAGCGUAGUGAGUUCAACGGGAGCACAAAGUGCACAAAACAGCAUUGUUCGAUAUCGCCGCCGUUGCUGCUGCCGAAAAGUGUGGUGCAAGAACGGCAGGUGUGUCGAGAGGCCAUUGUGAUUCUAAUCAAUUAAGGUUGGAGAAGUAUUAUUAUUAUUUUUCGGAAGUCAUUACCUUUUAAGAAAAUCUGGAUCAGUGAAAAU
Messenger RNA from Culex pipiens pallens (northern house mosquito), 3990 nucleotides. Its product is annotated as NPC intracellular cholesterol transporter 1 homolog 1b-like. Lineage: Eukaryota; Metazoa; Arthropoda; Insecta; Diptera; Culicidae. The transcript is spliced from 4 exons. The record is from RefSeq and is a predicted model, not a curated record. Gene Ontology annotation, cellular component: membrane. Bases 688 to 3735 code for a protein of 1015 amino acids.